AUGCUGACCAAUUUCCCUGCGGAGCUGCUUGACGCCAUCAUUGCGCACCUGCCCGCAGAUCGCCACGUCAACUCCCUGGCUCAAACAAGUCGUCACCUUUAUUUGGCUGUCAAUCCCUCUUUAUAUCGUCGAAAGCCUUAUGCACUUUCAUGGGCUGCUGAAAAUGGGCGAAUAACAACAGCACAGCUAGCUUUGAAUGGCUGUCCAGACCUGGAUCUCGAUGAGGCAGCAUCGAAUACCGGCGAGAGCAUCUUGAGCUUGGCUGCCAAGAAUGGACACAAGCACAUGGUGGAAUGGCUGCUGGCCAAGAAUAUAAUCCAUGUGAAUCACCGCGAUGAGGCAACCGGUCGCACGGCUUUGAUACAUGCCAUCGGAGAAGGCCAUAUAGACAUCAUCAAAACACUGCUGGCACAUCCUUACAUUGAUGUGAAUCUCCAGGCCACGGGCUUCCCCUACUCACCUUUUGGAUUGGCUGUUGAAAUCGGAAACGAGCACGUGGUGAAGCUGCUACUGCAAGUACCAAACAUUGAAGUUGAUGUUCGUGACGGCGCUGGAAAUACACCACUCAUGCAUGCUGCUGAUGCCGGCGCAGUGUCCAUCGUCAAGCUCCUGCUGGACACUGGAAAAGUGGAAGAUGGUUCAGAUGACUUUGAAAAUAUUCCUCCUGCUGCUUGGUUAGCCGCUUUGACCUUUUCACGCUAUGGAAAACCGGAACAGCUGGAAGUGCUGAAACUUCUCCUUGAUGAUCCUAAUGCCAGGCCAGAUUACAGAGGCGACAAUGGUGACACAUUUCUAAUUUGGACAGCCAGAACUGGCUUACUGGACGUCGUCAAGAUAAUUAUCAAGUCUGGAAAGUUCGACAUCGGCGCAGCUAACCAUGCUGGAGCAACUGCCUUCUCAUGCGCAGCUGGCUCCUCGUUGCAGGUUAUGAAGUGUCUCUAUCAGACGGGCGAAAUAGACAUCAACAAGCCAGAAACCGGCUUUAGCCCCAUCAGGGUCGCGAUUCGGUCAAACUAUCGUUGGUCUGUAGAAUGGCUUCUCUCCUUGGACGGCUUGGAUGUCGAAGCACGAGACCGCUCCGGGUACACCUUGCUGGAACAUGCAGUGUGCAACGAUCUUCCCGACAUGGUGGACGCACUAUUGACCUCGCCCAAAAUUGACCCAAAUACAAAAAAUAAGCACGGCGAGACGCCGCUACAUCGGGCAGCGAUUCAAGGCAACGACAAGCUGGUCAAAAGGCUUGUGGAUUCGCCAAAGGUGGAUGUCAAUGCUGGCGACAAGCGUGGCCGGACUGCGAUCUCCUGGGCCGUGGAGAUGGGAUUCAACGCUGUCACGAUGGCCAUUCUCACGUCGGGUAGGGCAGACAUACUGAAGGCUGAUCUGGAUGGGGUAACGCCCUUGGCGCUGGCUAAGCGCAACAGGAGCUCAGUCUGCGUUCAAUUGAUGUGGAAUUCGGGCCUGCUGGAUUUCAAGUUGGAGCAAGAUGGAUCGACUGAAGCGCGGCGGCCGUUGGAUCACAGGGCACAAGAGUAUAUCGACAAGUAUUUGACGGAAGAUCGGCUUCAAUGGGCGGGGCAGGAUGAUUGA
Pochonia chlamydosporia 170 is the source of this 1587-nucleotide messenger RNA. RefSeq names its product ankyrin repeats (3 copies) domain-containing protein. Bases 1 to 1587 code for a protein of 528 amino acids. The record is from RefSeq and is a predicted model, not a curated record. Lineage: Eukaryota; Fungi; Ascomycota; Sordariomycetes; Hypocreales; Clavicipitaceae. Gene Ontology annotation, molecular function: protein binding. The transcript has a single exon.